Molecule: messenger RNA, 955 nt
Organism: Juglans microcarpa x Juglans regia
Lineage: Eukaryota; Viridiplantae; Streptophyta; Magnoliopsida; Fagales; Juglandaceae
Product: ras-related protein Rab7
Exons: 8
Coding region: 111-731 (206 amino acids)
Cellular component (GO): vacuolar membrane
Molecular function (GO): GTP binding; GTPase activity
Source: RefSeq, a predicted model, not a curated record
AAGGGAGAGCCGAAUAAGCUCCGACCAGCCGAGAAACCGACCUUCAGUCUUCUUCGUAAAAGCCCCCUAAACUCUCUUUCUCUGAUCGAAUCCGAUCCCAUAAACGCACGAUGCCUUCCCGUAGAAGAACCCUCUUGAAGGUCAUCAUCCUCGGCGACAGCGGGGUAGGAAAGACCUCCUUGAUGAAUCAAUAUGUAAAUAGGAAGUUUAGCAAUCAAUACAAGGCAACAAUUGGAGCCGAUUUUUUGACAAAAGAAGUGCACUUUGAAGAUAGGCUUUUCACCUUACAGAUCUGGGAUACAGCUGGGCAGGAAAGAUUUCAAAGCCUUGGUGUUGCUUUCUAUCGGGGUGCUGAUUGCUGUGUUCUUGUGUAUGAUGUUAAUUCAAUGAAGUCGUUUGACAACCUUAACAACUGGAGGGAAGAAUUCCUUAUUCAGGCAAGUCCUUCAGAUCCGGAAAAUUUCCCAUUUGUUGUUCUAGGAAACAAGGUUGAUGUAGAUGGUGGCAAUAGUAGAGUGGUUUCAGAGAAAAAGGCUCGAGCCUGGUGUGCAUCAAAAGGAAAUAUUCCAUACUUUGAGACAUCUGCCAAGGAGGGUAUUAAUGUGGAAGAAGCCUUCCAGUGCAUAGCUAAGAAUGCCCUGAAGAGUGGUGAAGAGGAAGAGAUAUACUUGCCAGACACCAUCGAUGUUGCAAGCAGCAGUCAGCAGCGGUCAACUGGUUGUGAAUGCUAAAUACAUGGCCCAAUUUUUUUCCAGUAAAAAUAAAUUAUCUUUAGAAGUUCUGGAAACAAUUUGGUUCCAUUAAGCCAUCCUUGUUGGCAUGUAUGAGGUUAUAUAUGCUGUACAAUAGUUUGUGUGAAACAAAUUGGUCCACUAAUGUUAGUUGGAUGUGGUUGUUUGUUGCCUUUGUGCAAGUACUGCUUUAUUUCAUCAAGUUACAUUAUUUAUGGUGGUUA